AUGUCCGAAGCAUCCCAAAAAGCUGGAGCUCGAGAUGCCACCCCUGCAUCUUCCCGAAAUAAACAAGCCUCAGAAACCGCCCCGGAAGACUCUUGGGAGGUCGAAUGGGAUGUUUAUUCGGACCCGGCAUCUUCCGAGGCUGAAGAAUCGGAACCUGGAAGUCCAACUGCCCUCUUUCGGCAUACCCAUGAAGGGCCGGGUGGGGGACGGCGGGUAAUUACCGCUGUGGUUUUGAUGGCCAUUGCUGCUCUUAGUAUGGUGGGUCAGACUGAGGCGACAGUUUAUGUUCAGAGGGAUUUGGGGUGGAAUAAGCCGUAUUUGAUCUUAUACCUGACACACGGCUUUUAUUUCAUCAUGUGGCCAGGCCUCUUAGCAUUUGAAAGAUUUCAGCAGUCGGGGAAACCUUGGAGUCGGUUCUUCGAGGACCAUUUUUUCGUGCUGCGUAGAACAGCACAGUAUGUCGAGCACCAAACCUUGGAUUUGACGUCCUCGCAAACAUCACAAUCACCUUUGCCGUAUAUGCUCAGGACGUGCUUCAUACAAUGUUGCGCUUUAAAUGUCGCCGCCGUAACAUGGUUCAUAGCUGCGAAUAUGACGACUCCGAGUGAUUUGACAGCAAUCAAUAAUACUUCUGCAAUCUUCGCAUAUGUUUUUAGCGUGUGGCUUCUGAAAGAAUCCAUGCGAAUGACCAAAAACAUCGCUGUCGUACUCGCUGUCGCUGGUGUUCUUGUUAUCUCGUACGGUAAUCCAACAGAAGGUGGGGCUGAUGAGGUCGUCAGUAACAAGAAACGACUCUUCGGAAAUAUUAUUACGGCUGCCGGAGCGGUGCUUUUUGGAUUAUAUCGAGUGUUAUAUAAACUCAAGGCGUGUCUACCAGCUGAAGCAACCGCAGAGAUGAAUAUAACAUUCUCGGUUGUGGUUGGGAGUAGCAUUGGCGUCUUUACCACACUGGUGUUUUGGCUGCCGCUUCCUAUAUUGCACUUUACAGGAUGGGAAGUAUUUGAAUUGCCUAGCAGUGCCGCGGCUUUUUGGACCGCGUUCGGGGCGGUGUCUAGUGUUUUAUUUACAUCCGCUUUCUUAUCUUUGACGGCGUUGACAAGCCCCGUUCUGUCGUCAGUUGCGGCAAUGCUAGGAAUAUUCCUUGUAGCAUUGUACGACGCAAUUUUUACGGGUCACGAUCUCACCAAGGCGACGAUAGGAGGGGGCUUUGCCAUUAUUAUUGCAUUUUUGUUACUCGGGUGGAGUACAUAUCAGGAGACAUAUGUUGAGAACAAGACACCAAACGAGCAUGAACUUACAAGGGUUCCGACGGAGGAAGUUUAA
Messenger RNA from Orbilia oligospora ATCC 24927, 1323 nucleotides. RefSeq lists its product as uncharacterized. The transcript has 5 exons. Gene Ontology annotation, cellular component: membrane. Bases 1 to 1323 code for a protein of 440 amino acids. NCBI's taxonomy places the organism in Eukaryota, Fungi, Ascomycota, Orbiliomycetes, Orbiliales, Orbiliaceae. The record is from RefSeq and is a predicted model, not a curated record.